GUGAGCUGUCUGAUUGGGUCUCAUCGAAGAGGAGUCACUUGAGGCUCCUGAGAGAGACAGCGAGAAAUUCCUCUCAUCAAGAUCAAGUGGAUGCUGCUGUUCAGGUGAGCACAGAUUACUUUAUGUUGCAGGGGAGCACAGCUUUUUUUUCCACACACUUUUUUUGUAUUCUUUUGUUAAUCCUUUCUUUUGUUUUCAGGCCCUGCAGAAAGCUGUGGACGCCCAUGAGGAAAACCUGUUAUGGCUCAAAACCCGCCUUAAUGUUCUGUCCGAGGUUAGCUCUGAAGUGGAGGUUCAGAGGCAAAGAACAGCUCUGGCCAAACUCUCAACUGACCUGCGUGCACUGUUUUCUACACUACAUCAGUGGGAUAAAGAGGGAACAGCUAUGUUCCAGUAUGAAGAGCUGAGGGAGGAGGUGCGUGGUGCACUGGAGGAGGUCCUGAAAUCACAGACAGAGGCUGAGGAGCAGACCAGCAGGAUCCUUGAAGCUGAGGAUCUGGAGGAGGCGAAGCAUCUUUACUAUAUUCACCAGCAACAUCUGAAGCGCCUACAAGCCCACAGAAGAGAAGCAGAGCUUCUGGUGUCCCACUGCCGGCAGCUGCAGAAAGGAGAGGCACUCAGUCAUUCUCUGGUAGAACUGGAGGGAGCCUUCACAGACGCUGACUGUAAAUCAGGGGCAAAAGAGCACAACCUGCAGGCCAGCAUAAACUCCGGGCAGCUUUUUGAAGGGGAGAGAGAAACAGUGAGGGGAUUUAUGAACAAUACCAGCAAUGAACUACACAAAGAACUUCUUUUUAACAACCUGGACAGACUGAAGACUGAGCUGGAGCGCCACAAGGAGAUCCUCACCAAGAUUGAGGAAUAUUGCAUCAGAGCUGAUCUUCUCCUGGAGAAGACAGCUGAUAUCCAGCUUGGUCCAAAGAACCAGACCUUUCUCCUGAAGCAGGCUCGAUCCACUAAAGAGGCAGUCACACAACUUCAGGACCAACUCAGCAAGAAUGUCGUUCAGCUGGAGAUGAUGUGUGUGUGGUCGGAGCGCUUCAACACAGAGUCAGAUACUCUUUCCUCCUGGAUCAAUGAGAAGGAGAAAGACCUCGAGGCCAUCGAUACCAUGUCCUCCAUGGAUCCUUUAGAUAAGAACAUCAUUAUCGUGGAGGAGGUAGAGAAGGGUUUAGAUGACCGAAGGUCAGCGUUGACCCUCAUGGAGGCAGACUGUGAAGCCUUGUCAAGGUUUCUGACCCCUGGAGAGGCAGGAUGUAUCCGAGCACGCCUCACCCAUAUGAGGCGUUACUGGGAAGAGCUGAAGGAGAGUGCCGAGCAAUUAAAAGGACAGCUCAACCAGAACGCGUCCUACAGGCAAAAAUACAACGAUAACCUUGAACAGAUUAAGAAAACCAUCAGUGACAUUAAAGAGAGGCUUGACAGUCCAGUCACCCAUUGUUCAUCAUCAACUGACACUUAUAGAAUCCUCCAGAAUCACAUGGACGUCUGCCAGACAUCUGAGCAGCUGAAGCCCAGACUGAUGACUCUGUGUUCGGUGGUGAAGAGGCUUGGUGAGGGCAGCCAGCUGGAAGAAGAAAUGUCCAACCUCCAGAAGCAACGGGUGCAGCUUCUGGAAAAGGCUGCAGAAAAACAGGCUUUAUUGGAAAGCCUUCUGUCUCUGUGGCAAAGGUAUGAAGAUGUUAAAAUAACUAAUACUUUAAUUUUGCUUCAUAGAAUUGGUAAAAUUCAGUUUCCCCCUUUAACUAUAAAUACUCCCUAUUGACUCUCUCUCU
Messenger RNA from Cynoglossus semilaevis (tongue sole), 1775 nucleotides. Its product is annotated as nesprin-1-like. The record is from RefSeq and is a predicted model, not a curated record. The transcript has 9 exons. Bases 386 to 1765 code for a protein of 459 amino acids. Gene Ontology annotation, molecular function: protein binding. Lineage: Eukaryota; Metazoa; Chordata; Actinopteri; Pleuronectiformes; Cynoglossidae.